AAUGAUCGAAAACGGCAAUUUGGUCUAUCCGAUACGCUCUGUCAUCAGUGAACUCGGGGGAAUAGCAAAAGAGGAUAAACGCACCUAGGAACAACUAAAUCCCUGCUCUCUAAGAGGUAUGGUACUGUUACGGUCCGUUUCGAUUAUACCGUCGUCAUUUUCAACACGCAGUGGAGCGGAGAGCGGUUUCCAAACCGAGGUCUAUCAUUAUCCGAUGGAAGGAAGUGCAUCGAAGUCGGUCACACACAGAAAACCGCCCGUGAUAAAGAUAGAAGAUGACGAUGUCGCUCUUGACGAGAAACGGGAUGCUGGGUGCAAUAAACCUACAGACGAGACCCCUGGAAAACCUACUGUACCCGUAAAGGCCUCAUCAACAACUAUGAAGAGCCUUAAUACGGCUGGUGCGAAAAAUGUUUCGAAAGCACCAGCUUCGGUGGUUGCCAAGGCCGAAACGAAUGCCACUGAAUCUAAAGACAAGGCCACCAUAAAACAAAAGGGAAUGGGGCACAGGGACGGUAAUGAAACAACAUGUAGUGAUGCUUUCGAUGCUAUAGCCGACAUAGCUUCAAAAGCUCACGUUCGCUCGAAGAGAAGAAAAAGAGCUCGCUUCGACAAAGGUACCGACGCGUUUAUAAAGGACUGUUCAAGAUCUCAGGUGACCAGCAAUGCGUCAGCCUCAACGCUGAUGGCAAUGUCAUGCCAUCCGCCUACAGUCGUAACUGCUUCCAUAAGCAACCAUUACGUUCCUCCUCGAUUGAUCAGCGGUACGGGGUUGGCAAAACAAAAUGGAUCUACCAAGAAUAAAGACUACAGUUCACGCCUGGACAGCCAUAGCUCGGGAAACAAGAAUAAAGUCUCGGUGCAUAUGUUGAACUCUGUUGGCCUCGAAUGCGGAGAUGAUGGUGUACUGCAACUCGAACACUUCGAUGACGACGAGGAGAUUCCCAGCACCCAUGCCGAUGAUACCGACGGUGACAAAGCUGCCGCAAUCAAGGCCGAAAAUAACGCCGGAGGUGACGAGAAUUGUGAUACAUCGAACAACAUGCUUGCUGUGACAAAAAACAAGCCGCCACAAUGGUCAUUGGAACAGCACAAGGCCUUCGCUGCGGCGAUAUUCGAAAUCGGCCUCAAGAAUUGUUCCCCUUCGGUCAUCAUGGAGAAUAUGAGGAAGCAGCCGAGAUACAUAACUCGUGAAAGAACCAAGAGUCACCUCCAAAAGUAUCGCCAGACGAAGGAGAGAGGCAGGGCCGAAUUCCUAAAGGAAUAUGAUGUGUUUUUCAAGUCUAUCGAGCAAGCCAAAGCCCAUCUCAAUCGUAAGAACUGCAUCUCUCCGUCCUCCGACGAGAAGGAACCCAGCGCGUGCAGCGACACAAAGGGAAAUAAUGUAAAUCAUAAGGAGCCAAUCCCAAAGGCCGUUCUAACGACUGCAUUGGAAGGAAAGAAACCCAAUAAGUUGCUUGGUGGCAAGGCCGCCGCGCUGCUGUCCUAUUCCGUCCUGAACAACUUUAGUACCAGCCACGGUCCGGACCAAUUGCAAUACAAGGCUGCUAAGCUGAUGGAAUUCCCAAUCAUGUCGGAAGAAGAGAAAAGAUCCUCGGUCGGCGCCUCCCUCUUGCAAGUAAAAUCUCUUAUUGACAACAUGACGGAUGCGUUGUUAAAGCAACGCCACGGGAUCUCCCCCAUUCCCGCUCACAAAACUGGAAAUGGAGACGAAGAAUCAGAUUCCUCGUCAAGCUGCUCUUCCGAGGACGGAUAUUCGGAAGAUGAGGAAGACAACGUCGAAGGGAAUGCUGCUAAUAACAAACAACAAAUUAACAAAUCUCUCAGCAAAGAUCAGGACCCAGCGACUGCUGCCGUCCCUACGCAGCAGACCGGCCCAUUCGCCACAGCCACUGCUGCUCCAGGUCAUCCAUUUUAUCGAGGACCUACAACAGCAUAUCCACCACCUUAUCCGGCACCGGUUGCUCCGGCUUCCGUGGGUACGGGAUUUGCUCUGCCAUAUCCACAUGCACCCCCGUCGUUCUAUGGCGGCGCACCUCCUCCUCCUCAUCUACAGGCUGCUGCUGCUCCUCCUCCUGCAUUUGGAGCUCCAGUGGCGUUCGCCGCUCAUCCCAUGCACUACACCCAAGAUGCCCGAAUUAACCCCUAUCAGCAAGCGCCUCCGGGGCAGGUUGGGGCUUAUCCAGGGGUUCCUCCCAUUCAACCAAAUUACUACCCCGGUGUGGCCGGAUACCCCGCAUAUUAUGGCAACACGGGCGAAGGUGGCAUGGCUCCUACCGUCAAUGGAAGCAAUCCCAGCACAGAGUAUAAUCGACCCCCUCCUCAACCUUCGUAUCCGCAACAGACUGGCAGUUCUCAACAGCAUCAGCAACAGCGUGUGUACGAUCAAUCUCCGUCGCACUCGAACGAAGGCCGAGGCGAGAGAAGGACCUUCGAUCUGAGCGGCGACAGCCCAACCGAUGCAAGUAACCGAAGACGUUCAGAGAGGCGAUCGAAACGCCGCCGAACAAGAGAUCACCACAGCGAAAAUCGCUCGGUUGAUACCCGCAACAUGCCAAGGAAGAGUCGCGACGAUUUCAGAGACUUUCUGGAUCGCCUUUCCAGAAUGCCGUCUCCCGAUAAGGCUCCACAAAGAACCUCCUCGUCUCCGGUGCAACGAUCGUCCCGAGGCCACGAAAAAUUCAAAUCAAGCCCUUCCUCCAUGCACCCCGACGACGCCCUACCGAAAACUUCGGAAAGGCAAUCCCGACACCACGGGCAACAAUAUGAAAGGCAGCACUAUGACCGGCAGUUCGAAUCCUCUGGACAAUCGAAAUCUUAUGCCAAAGAUUUUGAAAGCCCGGCGGGUGAUCCCUUUUCAGAAAGCGAGGCGAGCCGUUUUGCCAGUCCAUACGAAGCCAGCCCUAUCGACAACGCUCUCAACGAACGUCAGAGUCAGGGUCAUGUCAGCCAGGAUCAGCAACAGCAACAACUGAAACAGAAUGACAUCAAUGGUCAGUUUUGGGAGUCGUCCAACUUCAUGGGAACCGAAUACAACGACCAGCAGCAGCAAAAUGCUGGCGGUGGAGACUUUCACCAACAGCCAGCUCAACCGGACGUAUUCGUUCCUGUAACUCACAAUCGUCGAUAUGGCAAUUCACUUUCGUCACCGGAAGGCGAAGCGACGGGGAAUUUCUUCUUCGGGGAAUAGAGAGAGUCCGCAAUGCCACAGCACUCUUGUGCCCAAUCAGAGCAGCUGCAUUGACGAAUGGAUAUGUACAUGUAGCUGUCACUCGAAUCCCCAAAACUGAAAUCCAAUGUACAAAACAAUAGACCAGGCUAGAACCCAUUGUAUCUCUGUAUUUUUCGCUACAACAACCUGCCUUGAUGUGUUUUCAUCUCCGUGUUCCUCUCCGCUAGCCCAAGGACCGUUCAGUGUUAUUCUGGAAUUGUGUUGUUUCGAAGAAGAUUGAUUUCUUCCCUCAAAUUGUCUUCCGCCCGGGUCUCGAAGGCCUCCCGAAAUGCAUUUGUCAGAUACACGUGCUUCGCCCCCGUGGUGGUACCACUCUCGUUGCUGGUCUCACUUAGAAAAUUUUCGAGAAUGUCGGCUCGGGCGCUGCAAUAGACAUCUCGAGGGACGAAAUUGUACUCCUUGCGUACCAGAGCCGCGUAUUUCAUAUAGGCGGUGCCAUGCUUUCCCAGUACCGCCAUGUCAAUGUCCAAAAAGUGCUUUUGCAUCGCCACGAAUUCGUCCUCCUCCCGGCCAUUGGCUAGCACUUGGUGUUUCUCGGUUGCCAGGAUCAUUGUCAGCACGGCGUUGCACGUUGUACUGUCCAUGGCGACUGCCUUGUCAGCGUGCACAAAGGCUCGAAACAAUUCAGCGCUGUCCUUUUCGUUUCGCUUCGACCUGGGAUCGUAGAUUGAAUCGUGAAAGAGCACCGCCCAGGCCAUCGGAACAUACCAUCCGGGAGCAGAAGGGUUCACGCAAGCAUUGGCAACGAUGUCGAGCAGCUCGAACAUUUCCCAGAGAUGAACCGCGGUGUGGUAGUACCUUCCGGCUUCCGUGUGUUUCUCGUAGAGGGUUCGAAACCAACCAUCGGUGGCUUCGGUUUUGGCCUUGCCCGUAGUAGCCAAGACCAGUUCGUUCCACCGCUCUUCCAGUCUCUGCCUCAGAUCUGUACCACCCGGGCGAUAGUCGCAACCGCGUUCGGGAUCGAAGCUACCGUUCCUGGUGACAUGAAGUGCCUCUUCUAGGGCUGUGGCCAAUGCAGCAUGGUCUGCCUGGGGUGAUGCUGUGGUGUCCUUUUUCUGCUCAAUGCCCGGGUGGUUGCCUCGCUCGCCGUUGUAGGUUCUGUUCAUUUCUGAUAGUGAAUUGUACGUGACCUAGAGAAUCAGAAGACUAAUGU
Pseudo-nitzschia multistriata is the source of this 4385-nucleotide messenger RNA. The record is from the annotation of a GenBank genome assembly. Lineage: Eukaryota; Bacillariophyta; Bacillariophyceae; Bacillariales; Bacillariaceae.